This is a messenger RNA of Raphanus sativus (radish), 1007 nucleotides long. RefSeq names its product transmembrane emp24 domain-containing protein p24delta10. Gene Ontology annotation, biological process: intracellular protein transport; endoplasmic reticulum to Golgi vesicle-mediated transport; Golgi organization. NCBI's taxonomy places the organism in Eukaryota, Viridiplantae, Streptophyta, Magnoliopsida, Brassicales, Brassicaceae. The transcript has 4 exons. Gene Ontology annotation, cellular component: endoplasmic reticulum; COPII-coated ER to Golgi transport vesicle; endoplasmic reticulum-Golgi intermediate compartment. Bases 65 to 715 code for a protein of 216 amino acids. The record is from RefSeq and is a predicted model, not a curated record.
ACAAAGACCGACGGGCGACGACGAAGGAGAAGGAAAGAGAUUCUGAUUCUUAUCUUUCUAAAAAAUGUUUCUCCGGUCGCAGAAGCUAUGGACGGUGGUGGCCUUCAUGAUCCUAGUGAUUUCAUCGCGUGUAGCACACUCGCUGCACUUCGAUCUGCACUCUGGUCGGACAAAGUGCAUCGCGGAAGACAUCAAGAGCAAUUCGAUGACUGUCGGAAAGUACAGCGUCGAUAACCCUCACGAAGGCCACGAUUUGCCUCAAUCUCACAAGAUCUCCGUCAAGGUGACGUCAAGCAACGGGAACGCGUACCAUCACGCGGAUCAAGUGGCGACUGGGCAGUUCGCGUUCUCGGCAGUGGAAGCAGGGGACUACAUGGCGUGUUUCUCCGCCGUUGAUCAUAAGCCUGAGGUGACUCUUAGCAUUGAUUUUGAGUGGAGGACGGGUGUUCAAUCCAAGAGCUGGGCUACUGUUGCCAAGAAGAGCCAAGUCGAAACCAUGGAGUUUGACGUGAAGAGCCUACUUGAUACUGUCAACUCGAUUCAUGAAGAGAUGUUUUACCUUAGAGAAAGGGAAGAGCAAAUGCAAGAUUUGAACCGGUCUACAAACACUAAAAUGGCAUGGUUGAGUUUACUCUCUUUGUUCGUCUGCAUAGGAGUGGCAGCAAUGCAGUAUGUACACUUGAAGACUUUUUUCGAGAAGAAGAAAGUCAUCUAAAGGUUUAUUAUAGGCAGUCAAGUCAGUCACACACGCUCUCAAUCUACUCUUCUUUCUUUGGAUGUUGUAUAUUAGUUCAAUGCCUCUGCUGCAAGCAUGUUUCUCUUGAGACUUGGGACUUUUUUAAUUUAUGUGGCAGUAUUUGUCCUUUUUCUUGGAGAUGGGUUUAGUUUUUUAUUGUUUAGAUUUGUUGGUCCUUGAUGCUUGGAUAUGAUUUGAUGGUUUAAAAUUAAAGAAAGUGUGCAUUCUCAGUUUCAGACAACAGAGAAAGGACAUGUACACUUUUCUGAUA